CAGAAAUGACCACCAGCAACCAGUACAGCACGACAAUUACUGUAUCACCGCUACCACCUGGUAAAGUUACCACCAUCCCCAACAGCAUAGCAACUACUAAGGCUCUGUCUACUAGCAAUACCUACAGCAUUUCACCUAGCACCGUAACAACUGCAGGAUCCUGCGCUUAUGGGUAUCUGAGUGGCUCAAACUGUGUGUGUAAAGAGAAUUUUCAUGGCAGCAAGUGUGAUCUCAUUUCAAAUGAAGUAAGACCAGGUGAGGGUCCAGUUGUUGUUAAAGUUAAGGUUACCAUUGUGGUGGUGAAUGUCAAAUACUCAUCGGAACUAAGUGACAAGAAGUCCUCUGAAUACAUAGACUUCGAAAAAAGGUUUAAGGAAGAGAUGUGUAAGUUGUACAGUGAUGUGGUGGUCUGCAUUGAUAUCAGGAUCAUCUCAGUUAAACAAGGAAGUGUAGUGGUGGAACAUGAAGUGCUGACAAAUGUCAGUUUAACAAAUGGAAAUGAGCAAUACUAUAAGGCGGUCAGAGACAUUAAUAACACUCUCAGUCGGACGAACUCCACCCCUGGUGAAACAGGUUUCUUGGAGUUCGAUGUAAGCAGAACACAGGUCCAAGAAAGUAAACUGGAUUUUGCAGGUCUGUGCUCAGAGGUUGAUUUCAUCCCUGAAGACAUGCGCCAGUAUUUCUAUGGUGUGAAUGAAUCCAAUAGGCUCCUCUGUGUCAGUAACUGUAGCUCUUUCAACCCAGAGUUUGUCAACUGUAACGAGGGUCAGUGCUCAAUCAGUAAAACAGGACCCCACUGCUACUGCAAGACUUCAGGCGAGUUCUGGUACACAGGGGACCGAUGUGAGAACUCUGUCAGUAAAGCAGGCGUCAUCGCUGGAGUUACAAUUGGACUCGCUGUUUUGCUCCUUAUAUUUAUCGUUGUUGUAGUCAAACUAAUUCGAAGGCGGGGGAAAACAGGAAAAGAAACGUUAGUUGACAAUGAACACCACUGGUACAAUGCCUGGGAAGGUGAAAACUUUGAAAAAGGCCAGAAUAGGAACUCAGCAUCCAACAGCAACAAUGGGUCUCAGAGCUCCAAUUCUGGUAACAGGGAGUUCAGGCCAGCGCUGCACAAAGUGAACACAGACGUUAAGAUAAGGACUGGCAGAGCCAAAGUGACGCAUUAAAUCUGUUGGCAAAUUGUCGUAAUGUUGAAGAGCACUUAAGGCUACAUAGGGAUAUUACCCAUAAAGCCUUGGGACAUGCUAAGAUACCAGUUGAAAUACUGAACAGUCACAAAUAUGGAGCGCUCACCUCCCAACUCGUCUCACAGUUGCUGUGCCAGGUGCCAGGCUUGACAAAGGACCUGGGAGGUCCGAAACGUUGCCUUUGUAUGCUAUGGGCUACACAAUAAAUCUGCACUUGAGCACUUAUGCAAGAC
This is a messenger RNA of Xenopus laevis (African clawed frog), 1423 nucleotides long. Its product is annotated as mucin-3B-like. The transcript has 12 exons. Bases 6 to 1169 code for a protein of 387 amino acids. NCBI's taxonomy places the organism in Eukaryota, Metazoa, Chordata, Amphibia, Anura, Pipidae. The record is from RefSeq and is a predicted model, not a curated record.